AUGGACGCACAUGCUGCAUUCCUUCAAACACUGUAAACCCAUAAGGUGGGGAGACUGUGAGAGGGAGGAGCCGUCGGUAUUUCAAGUAUAGACAUCAGAUCCGUUUGAUCCAUCCAAGUCCGUGGUUAAGCUCUGUGUCUGAUACCGAUCCAGAUUGCAGAAAUUGUGUGUCUCGCACCGACGCCAUGGGGAAGUUCGCAGUAGGAAACACACAGCCCAAGGAUGGAAUCCAAGCACCAGCAUCAAAAACAAAAAACCAGAAAAAGCCAAGAAACUUUGUGAAGACAGGAGUUAUCUACAUCACUCACAUUCCACAUGGAUUUUAUGAAGAUGAAAUGAGUGGCUUCUUUUCACAGUUUGGAAAAGUUUUAAGGGUCUGUGUGGCAAGAAGCUCAAAGACUGGAAACAGUAAGGGAUAUGGAUAUGUGCAGUUUAUGGAUCAGGAGGUCGCAAAAAUCGCUGCUGAAACCAUGAACAACUACCUGAUGUUUGAAAAAAUCGUAAAAUGCAAGGUGCUACCCCCGGAGCAGGUGACGCCGGCCACGUUCGCCAGCGCCAACCGGAGAGUGGGCGUCAACUGUCCCGGCCAGAAGCGGACCGAGCGCUCUGUGGCGCAGCUCGCUGCCCGCAAAGGUUCGGCCCAGCGGCGCUCGGCACGCAAGCGCCGGGAGGCGGCCCGACAGCGCACGCUGGUCAAGCUGGCGCAGCUCGGUAUCAAGUACGACCUGGAGGGCGGCCUGGUCCAGGAGGUGGAGCUACCACCAUCUUCGGCAGUGCCGACCGUCACCGCCCCGGCCCAGCACGUGCUCGAGGUGGACGAGAGCGACGAUGAGGUUACGUUCAAGACACCGCCCAACACCGUUCGCCGCCGCCUCUCGCGGCCGGCCGCCAGCACGCCCCAGGCGCCGACCAGCGCGCGGGCCGUGGCCACCGCCGGCGUGCCCCCAGCCGCGGCCACCCACCGGAGCACGACACACCAGACGACCGGGCAGGCCACGCCGAAGUCGACUGCGAAGGCGACGGCAAUGUCGGCCGCGAAGGCUACGCCCAAGUCGGCGGUAAAGGCUAUGCCUAAGUCGGCCGUGAAGACCACGCCGAAGUCGGCCGUGAAGAUGACGCCGAAGACAGCCAAGAAACUGUCGCCGAAGGCAGGUCGGCAGUCGUCGGCCAAGAAGACACAUCCGCCCGAAGGGAGACAGCACUCGCCCAAGAAGGUGACUCCUUCGUCGGUCAAGCAGAGGUCGACUGACGGCGGACGACGACGGUCCAAAUGAGCUGGCGUCGACCACGGCGGCGCACGAUGCAGAGGUUGUGUGCGUGUGUGCGUGCGCCACUAUCGUCGGGGCGGAGGUGGCGUGCGUGUGUGCAUGCGCCACUACCGUCGGCUGCGCUUGUGCUGCAGCGGCGGACGCGGCGCGGUCGCGUGACCGACCGACGCGUGUGUUCGCUGGGAGUGGCGGCCCGCGCGCCCCCGCCCGGCUGGUGUGCCACUGUCAAUAGGGAAACCGUGCAUCUCACGCCCAGGCCGGCGGACUGGCCUUGGCGUGUCACGCGGCGGGGCGCGUGAAAUAAACAUGGAGCUGGA
Molecule: messenger RNA, 1585 nt
Organism: Pollicipes pollicipes
Lineage: Eukaryota; Metazoa; Arthropoda; Thecostraca; Pollicipedomorpha; Pollicipedidae
Product: MKI67 FHA domain-interacting nucleolar phosphoprotein-like
Exons: 6
Coding region: 186-1274 (362 amino acids)
Molecular function (GO): RNA binding
Source: RefSeq, a predicted model, not a curated record